CUCUCUUUCUCUACAGUCGGUCAUUUUCAUAAGGGAUCAUAAUCCUCUUGGACAGGAAGUAUCUGGCUAUAUAGACUACGCCCACAGACUCCAGACCCAAGAUUUUGAACCAUAUUUCAGCGGAAAGAAGAAGCUGAUGCCAGGACGCUCGGAUUUAUGCUACUACAACUGGAGGACGCAGGUGUCCACGUCCAACUCCAGCCACAACUUUGAGGUGAUCUACGAUGACCCCCACGGCCUCCUCUUCAAGAACAAGAGGGACAACAAGGUCCUGAACGUGGACCCACUGUCGGACGCCGGCGAGGACUCCAGCCGGACCUUCCUCCAGUCGGACCUCUACCUCCACGCCGUCAUCUACGACCACCACAUCAGGAGCGCCUGAGCUUCGGAGGCGGAGAGACGCCAAUGCGAGCGAGCGGCCAUUUGCGAUCUGCUGCCCUCGCAUCAUGCGUGCCAUCUGGGUGGAGGUGCUGCAGCGAGAAGGAAAGAAUGUGGGUUCCCAUGGGAACGAGUGGACGGACCAGUGGGACCGCUUAGCAAAACAACCUGAGCUUUCAUCUGGGUUUCUCCUCCCCUUAAAUGUCCCCUUAAAUGUCCCCUUAAAUGUUCCACGUGGUGACGAGCAGGUUUCUACGACCUUCUUCGUCCCAUCGUUUGGCCCGGCGUGUUUCGGACUGUUUGUCUAAACAAAUGAAAGAAGUAAGAGCUUUGAAAGAUGGCGGGGGUUGCUUUUAUGUCCCCCCCC
Pungitius pungitius (ninespine stickleback) is the source of this 745-nucleotide messenger RNA. RefSeq names its product cilia and flagella associated protein 299 (gene cfap299). Bases 137 to 382 code for a protein of 81 amino acids. The transcript has 3 exons. Lineage: Eukaryota; Metazoa; Chordata; Actinopteri; Perciformes; Gasterosteidae. The record is from RefSeq and is a predicted model, not a curated record.